This is a messenger RNA of Verticillium dahliae VdLs.17, 2349 nucleotides long. RefSeq names its product increased rDNA silencing protein. NCBI's taxonomy places the organism in Eukaryota, Fungi, Ascomycota, Sordariomycetes, Glomerellales, Plectosphaerellaceae. The record is from RefSeq and is a predicted model, not a curated record. Gene Ontology annotation, molecular function: protein binding. The coding region runs from base 1 to 2349 and encodes 782 amino acids. The transcript has a single exon.
AUGGCCCACCAGCCUUCCGUGCGGCCUGCUGUGCCGCCUCCAUCCCAGGCAGCCUCCAACGCCGCCGCCGCCCUUCAAGGAGCCAACCUCGCCUUCGCCCGAACCACGGCCUCGAGACCCAUACCACCCGCCAAACGAGUGCUCCCCAACGGCGCCCUCUAUGCCGCCGCGACGGCCUCGAUCCGCGACAGGAGCCGCAGCCGCAGCCCAGCCCCGUCCCAGAGCCGGCAGACGACCGGCGGCACCGACGGCACCACCGAGCACGCCCGCCGGCCUCGUCUCGCCUCGAGCCCGCCGCCCGCCGCCCGCCUGUCUCCGUCCUCUGCCGCCAAGCCCACGAGCUACGACACGAAGAGCCCCUCGUACAUCGCCGCCACCCUCGCCGCCUCGCGCUCCGCCUCGCCGAGCCCCAAUGCCAACACCCCUGUUCCGUGCCUGCCCGUCGCCCGCCGCAGGACCAGUGUCAACAGCCUCAGCGGCGCCAGCAGCCUCGACCUGCCGGACACGAGCUCCAUCGCGCCGACGACGAACCUGAUCUCCAUGUUCGAGAGGAGAGAAGACGAAGACAACGGCAACGGUGACGACGUGGAGCCCAUGAAAAAGAGGACGCCCGUCAGACGACCCACCGCCAUGCGGCGUGUGCCCCAGCUGAGGGCCAUGACGCCCGAGCGAGAAAUCAGUCCACAGGGCAGGCGCACGCCGCCGGUGCGCGACCCUGGCUCGCUCGCGACGGAGGAAACGACACCAACAGCGAGGGCGAAACCCAGGGUGAAGCCAAAGCUGAGGCCCAUGACGCCCGAAAGGAAGAUGAGCCCCGACAGGAGGGAGCCCGGGUCCCCUCUGCGUAGCGAACUCACGCCGCCGUCCAACCCGAACCCCCACGUGAAGGCCAGGCCGGGGCUAGCAGAAACAGAGGCCAGGCCGAGGCCAGUUGAGACACAGGCUGGGGAAGAGGCAGCGGCGAAGCCCAGGGCUCCGUCGCCGCCGAAACCCAUGCGCGCCGUCAUGGCACCGCUGCGCCUGACGCAACGGCACGCGCCUGAGACUCGACCGCCUCAGCCCCAGAAAGGACAGCGCGUUCCAGACGUCUCGCUGAGACUGGGCGCUCCAGAGACCGCGACCAAGGCGGAUCGCUCCAACGGACAGGCGCUGGCCGCCAAGUCGAAGCCUCCGCCCUCCCUCCCACCUACCCUCCCACCUACUCCCUCGUCCCCUAAACCCGUUCUCGUACCCAAGACGCGGAAACAUCGACCCGAGUCCAUCGAGAUGCCGCCUCCGAGGAUCAUCAGCCGCUCCGCAACGGCAGUCCUCUCGCCUGUGCCGACGAGACCGGCCUCCCAAGCCAAGCUGCGACCACCCACCCCUCCUCAACCCCGCGGCGCUAGUUCGACCGCAAAGCCGGCAGCUCCUCCUCGAGCCACGGCACCGUUGCCUGUGAAUGACGCCAACCUCGCUGCUCUCAGCAACGGACGUCGGGUAAGCACGAUUGCAAGGCCGACAACAUCGGGGACCAGCUCGUCCAACGAGACGUUCGUCUCGGCGUCCUCGACCCAGACACCGCGGCCAGCAUCGCCCAUACCUCGUCGGGAGCUGCCGCCGCGGCCCUCGUCCACGACCAGCAUGCCUGUCGGCUCGCCAACAAGGCCCUACACGCCUUCGCUCCCUCGCCGCCACCCGGCGGCCGUGUCAACGAGCAGCCUCCCCCUGCACUCGCUCUCCAACGCCAUCAUGGCCGGCUCCCUCGCCGCCGCCCGGCUGACGCCCAGCAACACGAGCGCCAGCGGUCACAGCCCGGCGCCGCCUCUGCCGCGCCGCCACCACGCCAAGUCACCGCGCCUGCGCCAGACGCUCCGGCAGCCGGCGGCGCAGUCGGACGACGAGGAGACGCGCCGCAAGAAGAAGCACCACGGCUCGCACUCGAACAAGAAGCACUUUCACCACGAGGGCGCCCGCCGCCGCUGGCGCGAGGAGAUGACGCCGCGCGAGCGCAAGCGCUACGAGGCCCUCUGGGCCAGCAACCGCGGCCUGUUGCACGACAAGAUGGCCCCCGGCCCCCGCGCCGCCGCCGCCGCCGACCUCGUUCUGAACGUCGUCGUGCGCGAGAUUUGGCGCCGGUCGCGCCUGCCGGACGACGAGCUCGGCGAGGUCUGGGACCUCGUCGUCGGCCAGAGCGCCGGCGCGCUGCCGCCGGGCAUGCUGGGCAAGCAGGAGUUUGUCGUCGGCACCUGGGUCGUCGACCAGCGGCUCAAGGGCCGAAAGAUCCCCGCCAAGGUCGGCGCCAGCGUGUGGGACAGCGCCAAGGGGGUCCGCGUCUGGACGCCCAAGGCCAAGGAGGCGCGGAGGAAGUAG